AUGAGUACCGCCACGGUGCCCUGGAGACCACCCGGCAUCGAUGCUACGCGUCAACCUUCACCACAAGAGGAGAGCUCUCACAAAUUGGCACAUAGUUUCACCUUCUCCUACUUUCAUGCACCGCGGAAUUUUGAUGGAGAAGACUACAGCGGGCAUGUACAACAGCUGGCAGUGGUAAAUACUGUCGAAGAAUUCUGGCGUGCCUAUUGCCAUAUUCGGCGGCCCGGCGAUAUCAAUACGAAGCUCGACCUGCACUUUUUCAAGGCAGAUAUCCGGCCGGUUUGGGAAGACCCGGAAAACGUGGAGGGUGGCAAGCUGUUCUGGCGCAUCAAGGCCAACUUCGCCGACCGGAUUUGGGAGAAUAUGCUGUUGCUCCUGGCCGGCUACCAAUUUGAGUUUGAU
Messenger RNA from Mesorhabditis spiculigera, 402 nucleotides. The record is from the annotation of a GenBank genome assembly. Lineage: Eukaryota; Metazoa; Nematoda; Chromadorea; Rhabditida; Rhabditidae.